UCUCUCUACGAUUCUUCUUCCUUCCUUUUUCAACACACAUGUGAACCAAAUCAUCAAAUAUGCAGAACAACCACAUGGCUUUUCAUCAUGUUUUCAUCUCCAUUACUUCACCUAUAACUUCCUACAAACCCUAACUCCACUCAUUUCACUUUUACUCCAAUUACUCCACUCAAUUUCUCUAUAUUCACUUGCUAUUGCAGAUUGUGAAGCUUACGUCAUCGCCAUUGAAGAUCUAAUUCAUCACAUUCGUGCGAUUCAUCAAUUGAAGUUCGAAUUCAAAGUGUUUGGAUGCAAAUUGUUUCGAAUUGAACAGUUGUAGGUGUUGAUUUGAAAGAGGAAUAGUCGAUCCAGGGUUUAUACAGUCGGCAUUUACGGUUUGGAGUGUAGCAGCGCCAUUUAAUGGCGCUGUUUAAGCGGUUUUUUUACCGGAAACCGCCGGAUCGGCUGCUUGAGAUCUCCGAGAGGGUUUACGUUUUCGAUUGCUGCUUCUCGACUGAAGUACUUGGAGAAGAUGAGUACAAGGUUUACAUGGGUGGCAUUGUGGCCGAGCUACAAGACUACUAUCCUGAUUCAUCUUUCAUGGUUUUUAACUUUAGAGAAGGUGACAAAAGGACUCAAAUAUCAGACAUAUUAUCGCAAUACGAUAUGACGGUAAUGGAAUACCCUCGGCAGUAUGAAGGGUGUCCGAUGUUACCAUUGGAAAUGAUCCAUCACUUUUUGAAAUCUAGUGAAAGCUGGCUCUCGUUAGCGGGUCAACAAAACGUGCUUCUAAUGCACUGUGAAAGGGGUGGGUGGCCCGUGCUUGCAUUUAUGCUUGCGGCUCUUCUUCUGUUUAGGAAACAAUAUAAUGGUGAACAAAAGACGCUUGAAAUGGUGUAUAAACAAGCUCCUAGAGAGCUUCUUCGUCUUUUAACACCUUUGAAUCCACAACCGUCUCAACUGAGGUAUCUUCAGUACAUAUCCCGGAGAAAUCUAGGUUCUGAUUGGUCGCCCUCAGACACACCAUUGGCUUUGGAUCAUAUCAAACUUAAAUCCCUUCCUUUGUUUGGUGAAAAGGGUUGUAGACCUGUCAUUCGAAUCUACGGUCAGGAUUCAUCUUCGACAACAGCCAAUAGGAGCUCUAAGCUUUUGUUUACAUCCUCUAAAACCAAAAAACAAGCCCGCUACUAUCAACCGGAAGAGUGUGAACUGGUGAAAAUUGAUAUCCGUCACCGUGUUCAAGGAGAUGUGGUUCUUGAAUGCGUGCAUUUGGAUCAUGUUAGGGAGGAAAUGAUAUUCAGAGUAAUGUUUCACACAACGUUUGUGCGAAGCAGUGUACUUAUUUUGAGUCGUGACGAAGUUGACGUUAUGUGGGAUGCAAGAGAUCAGAUACCAAAGAACUUUAAAGCAGAGGUAUGUUUUUCGGAUGCUGAUGCUCUACCAUCUAUGAUCACCACAGAAGCAGAAUUUGACGACAAGAACGGGACCGAAAGUCCUACACAUGAAGAGUUUUUUGAGGUAGAAGAGAUUUUUAGUAAUGCGGUUGAUGGGCAAGAUGGUCUUUCACCUAAAGGUGGUGAUUUGGUCUUGAAGAAAGAACCUGAAAAUAGGAUCUACGAAAAUGGUGGUUUGAAGCUUACGGUGGUGGUUGCUAAUGAAGAUGAUAAGACAGAUGGGAUUGUGAAGGAAAUAAAGAUGGAGGGGGUAAAAGGUAAACAAGAGAAAGAAGAGGGUGCAGGGACGAAAUUGACUAGAAAAAAUUCUGUUAAUUUAAAAGUUGGUUUGGAUGGUGUUGGAAAGCAAAAGGGUAAGCCGGAAAUAGGGGCGAAUGCAAAUGUAAGACUUGCGAAGCCGAAUGUGGUGUCUAGGUGGAUCCCACCUAAUAAAGGGCCAUAUACUAACUCGGUACAUGUGGCGUAUCCGCCUACUAGAUAUAAUAGUGCACCGCCUCUGCUAGCUGCUCUGUUAGAGGAAGACAAAAAGUCGCUCGAAGUUGGUGUGAAUAAAACAGAGAGUAAAAGUAGGAAACAGGUUGUUGACUCUUGUGUUGGUAAUUUGGAAGAAAAGUCAACUAAGGUUACGUCACCACUUCCUCCAUUACCGUCACCUCAUCCUUCAACUGCAAGGGUUACUCCGGUACAAGCUACAAGCAAGGCCCCUCCUCCACCACCGCCACCACCUCCGCCACCUCCGAUAUGUGCAGCUCCAACCCUUCCGCCAUAUCCGCCACCCCCACCUCCACCUCCACCUCCAAUGAGUGGCGGACCACCUACACCUCCGCCACCCCCGACACGAGUACUCCCACCACCCCCACCACCACCUCCAAUGAGCAGAGGGCCACCCCCACCUCCGCCACCUCCGAUCCGCGGAGCACCUCCACCUCCGCCACCUCCAAUCCGUGGAGCACCUCAACCUCCAUCACUACCAGGUGGUGGUCCACCGCCAUCACCGCCACUGAUGCGGGGACCACCUCCUCCACCACCACCACCUGGAGGCCGUGCACCUCCACCGCCUCCACCUGUUGCUCGUGCACCUGGACCACCUCCACCGCCUCUGCCUGGUGCUCGUGCGCCUGGACCACCACCUCCCCCUCCACCUGGUGCUCGUGCACCUGGACCACCACCUCCGCCUCCACCUGGUGCUCGUGCACCUGGGCCACCACCUCCGCCUGGGCCGCCAAGACCUCCAGGUGUUGGGCCUCCACCACCUCCGCUCGGACCUCGUGCACCUGGACCUCCAAGCAACGGUCCUAUUCCCCCUAGAGGUCGAGGACUCAUGCGUCCAGCUGGAACGGCUACAGCAGCACGGAGAUCUAAUCUAAAGCCACUGCAUUGGAGCAAGGUUACCCGUGCCUUGCAAGGAAGCUUGUGGGAAGAAUUGCAAAGACCUGGAGAACCUCUAAGUGCACCCGAUUUCGAUGUGUCAGAACUUGAGACAUUAUUCUCCGCUAUAGUCCCAAAGAAAGAUACUUCUAAAGGAGGGCGUCGCAAAUCUACUGGUUCAAAACCUGAGAAAAUUCACUUGGUUGAUUUAAGGAGGGCCAAUAACACGGAAAUCAUGCUCACGAAGGUUAAGAUGCCACUUCCCGACAUGAUGGCUGCAGCUUUAGCUAUGGAUGAAUCAAUCUUAGAUGCCGAUCAAAUAGAGAAUCUUAUCAAGUUCUGUCCUACUAAAGAAGAGAUGGAGCUCCUCAAGAAUUAUGCAGGUGACAAGGAGACGUUGGGCAAGUGUGAACAGUUCUUCCUGGAGCUCAUGAAGGUGCCACGUGUGGAAUCGAAGUUACGUGUUUUUCUAUUCAAAAUUCAAUUCAACACUCAGCUCUCAGAGUUUAAGAAGAGUUUGAACACUGUGAACAAUGCAUGUGAUGAGGUCCGCAACUCCGCUAAAUUGAAGGAAAUCAUGAAAAGAAUCCUGUAUUUGGGGAAUACAUUAAAUCAAGGAACUGCUAGAGGUUCCGCAGUUGGUUUCAAGUUGGACAGUCUUUUGAAACUCACCGAUACACGCGCUUCCAACAGCAAGAUGACUUUAAUGCAUUAUCUCUGCAGGGUUCUUGCCUCUAGGUCACCGGCCCUUUUAGAUUUUCAUGUGGAUCUUGUUAGUCUUGAGUCUGCAACUAAGAUACAAUUGAAGUCUUUAGCAGAAGAAAUGCAAGCAAUCAUUAAGGGACUGGAAAAGGUUAAACAAGAACUAGUUGCAUCUGCAAAUGAUGGUCCUGUAUCCGAAGUUUUCCAUAAGACAUUAAACGAGUUCAUCGGCUUUGCUGAGUCAGAAGUGGCAUCUGUAACAAAUUUGUAUUCUGUAGUGGGUAGAAAUGCUGAUGCAUUAGCCCUAUAUUUCGGUGAAGACCCUGCUCGUUGCCCUUUUGAACAAGUUACUCAGACCCUUUUAAAUUUUGUGAGGCUAUUUCGAAAAGCUCACGAAGAGAACUAUAAACAGGGUGAACUAGAAAAAAAGAAGGCUCAAAAAGAGGCUGAAAUGGAAAAAGCAAAGGUAUCAACUUAACAAAGAAAGUCGAAAAAAUAAGUUGAAUGGAAAUUUUUUCUUCAUAUUAUCCGGUCAAAGGGUCGGGCGGGUCAAUGUAAGCCCAAUGCUAGCCACAGCCACACGUGAAGUGAACCGAAUUGUAAAGCCCGUGGCUGCAUGCACAAAAAAAAACCCUAGAUUGCAAACAACUCUGCGGAGCAUACGUACAUACAUACAUACAUACACAGAGCAAGAUGCACGUGUUAUCGGGGAACGGGGAGAUGUAAAACUUAUGUGACCUUAAGUUCUAUUUUGAGUUGACCACAUGAGAUGGGGGGUUGGUUGACCUGUAUAGUGAUUAACCAUGUAUAUAUGCUAACAUUGAUAUUUGAUUAUUCGGUUUGUAUUAUUAGAGUAAAUUGGUCAUCUAAGAGUUUUAGAACAGAAACAGGCCAUGAAAUGUGCUUGUACAUAGAACCAGGUAGAUGAUAACAAGUUGGGAAGAUAGGCUACCAUUGGUGUAACAAAAGUGCAGAUUUAGACACAUUUUAUUAAUUGUAGAAUGGGAAAAAAAUCAAGUAUUA
Messenger RNA from Helianthus annuus (common sunflower), 4526 nucleotides. Its product is annotated as formin-like protein 20. The transcript has 17 exons. Lineage: Eukaryota; Viridiplantae; Streptophyta; Magnoliopsida; Asterales; Asteraceae. The coding region runs from base 400 to 3981 and encodes 1193 amino acids. The record is from RefSeq and is a predicted model, not a curated record.